AUGGGAUCGGAUUGUUCGACAUGUCUAUCGCUGGAUCAGAAAUGGGGUUGUAUUUGGUGUGAUAACGCAUGUAGUCAUUUAUCGCAGUGCAUCGCACCAUCUGAUCAACUAGUGUCCCACUCAGCUGAUGCGUUGUGUCCAAAACCUUUCAUUGAAUCCUUCGAACCAAAAUCUGGCCCUCUGGAAGGUGGAACACUAGUAGAAAUUCGAGGACGUGAAUUGGGAAUUUCAUUACAAGACAUCAAGGAUCGUGUUUUCAUUGGUGGAUCAAAAUGUGAUGUCUUGCAAUAUGUCGUGUCGAAACGGAUAAUUUGCUCGAUCAUGUCAGGCUCGGGCUCGAGCCCUGUUCAGUUGAGAUUCGGUAAUUCAGGAAAGCGUUUCGCUGAUUCAGAGUCUCGUUUCAAAUUCGUUGACCCACAACCGAAAUCGAUAUAUCCUUCGUAUGGACCCGUGUCGGGUGGGACGAAAGUUGUGAUUUACGGCACGAAUCUGAAUGUUGGAUCGAAUAUGAGUGUUUUCGUUGGUGAACAUCGUUGUCAGUUGUUGCGUGAUGAGAAUGAAAUGAACGGUGCUUUGACGUGUUUAACGGGUCGCGUUCAUCGGCCGCAGGUUAUCGCUUCAAUUCGCAUCCAAAUUGAUCGAGCUGAGCGGAUAUUAGAACGAAAGUUUGAGUAUCGAGAAGAUCCGGUCAUUCGUUCAAUAUAUCCAACUUCUGCGUUCGAGAGUGGGGGUCGAUUGAUUACUGUCGAGGGUUCAAACCUGGAUACAAUUCAAAAGCCAAAGAUGUAUAUCGCGUCAAUCGACUCCAAUUCAAACGAAGAAUUAAUCUCAUCGAUCAGUGACUGUCAAGUCUCAAAUUCCUCUAGUAUGUUGUGCCGUAGUCCUAAGAUAAAUCUACCUCCGUCCGUAUCCCCGUCCACCUAUUCACGAUGGCCUGUUGGCUUCCUUCUGGAUAACGUCCAGUCGACUCUUGCAAGCCUAUCAUCCGUACAGAUCACGAUCGUUCCCGAUCCGCAGUUCGUUCCAUUCAAAGGCAUUCGAAUUCAUCGACCUGAUCAGCUGUUCUUGAUCGAGGGUAAUUAUCUAUCCCAUGCUGCGUCUGCAGAAGACUAUAAGAUCUAUAUUGGGAGCUCGCGAUGUAAGGUGACUUUGUUGGAUAAACGUCAACUGAUGUGUCGUGCACCACUGAAAGAACCUCGGGCGACGGACGAGAAGGGAAAUGAAGUUGAGGGUGGAAGACCUUUACUGACCGUUAUUAUCGGCUCCAUCAGGCAUGAACUUGGUUUCGUCGAGUAUGAAUCCAGUGCUUUGAGGUUAUCGUUAUCGCGAUUGUUACUGCUAUUAAUUGGUGGCGUAUUGGUUUGCACGAUAGUUACAGUUUUGGCUUUUAUAAUGUAUAGACGGAAAAGGGAUGAACGCGAGAAAGACUACAAAAGAAUCCAGCUGAAAAUGGAAUAUCUCGAGUUUAAUGUGAGGAAUGAGUGUAAACAGGCAUUCGCCGAACUGCAAACCGAUGUCACAGACUUGACGAUGGCUGUAGAAGGAUAUGGGAUUCCAUUCCAAGAUAAAUCUGAAUUCAUUUCGAGAUUGCUCUUUAAGGAUAUAAGACCCAUCAAUACAAUGCUUUCAACAUCUUCUCUUUAUUCAAGUCAUUCGUCUGUGGCGUUGGCCCAGUUCGAAUCGUUGAUGAACGACAAACGAUUUGUGUAUUCGAUUGUCGAGAUGAUCGAAUUGGAUAUUUCGUUUAGUAUCGACGAGAAGCGAUAUAUCUCCUCAUUGUUAAUCUCCUCACUUUUCCCAAAUUUCGUUUAUUUCACUGAUGUUAUCCUGUCGUUGAUUCACAUCCACAUCAGCAAUGCCAUCCAGGUGCUUAUCUUUACUUCACUGUUCAUCUGCUUUUGUUUCGCUUGUAAACCUCUUCAACGGACUAAUUCAUAA
Molecule: messenger RNA, 1938 nt
Organism: Anisakis simplex (herring worm)
Lineage: Eukaryota; Metazoa; Nematoda; Chromadorea; Rhabditida; Anisakidae
Source: the annotation of a GenBank genome assembly